AUGGACUCAAAUGCAGUGAAUCAAAUCGUCUCAGCUUUGGCAGUCAUCCAUUAUCCAUCUUCUACAAAUCAACAACGUCGUGAAGCUCAAGAGUUCCUCAAUAAAGUUGGAGAAGAAGAAGAAUCGCCGUUCUGGGGAUAUCAAUUGGCUUUGCCAGAAAACAAUAAUGAUCCAAAAUCUGCUACCAUUAUACGCCACUAUGGUUUGUCUCUUUUGCAACGAUCCGUGAGAAAUAGUUAUGAUUCCUUUGACAUGCAAAAAUGUUUGGCAGUGCGUGCUUGGAUAAUCGAACUUGCAAACAAAAUUGAGGUGAAUGAUCCCAUCUAUAUAAGAGAAAAAAUGGCGUCUAUUUGGGUGGACAUAGCCAAAAGAUGCUGGGGAUCAUUUCUAGAAGUGAACGCUGAAAAAGAUCCCAAUUUAAAAGUUAGUAGGAAACAAAUGGAAGAUAAAAAACCAGAAAUUGGCGGGGAAAAUAAUACGCAAUCUGAUGAUCAGUUGAAGUUGUUGAGUUGGCCAAGCAUGGAUAGAGACUUAUUUGACUUAUGGAAUAAAAAUUUGGCCACUAAGGAAUUGAGUUUGAUUAUAUUCAGAACAUUGUUUGAAGAUAUUUAUAUCCUUGAUGACCCAAUAGCCACCAGAAGAUCAGGAGUAUUAUCAAUGUUAUGCUCAGAAAUUAUUGUUCCAGUCGCCAUCCUUGAAAAAUACUAUGCUAGAAAUCAGUAUUUGUACGAACUGAGAGCAGAUGAAGAAGGCUGGAUGGUCAAGUGGACAGGGUUAUUAUAUGAAUGUUUGCAAAAUGGAUGUCAAGACAAGGAAAGCGCAAACUUCACUAUCCGGAUUUUACAGACUUUGAAAACAUGUUUCCAUUGGGUAACCGCAGAGAUAUUAAUCAGGGUUGAAAUGUUGAAUAAAUUGAGUCAAUGUUUGUUAAUAAAUAAUGUCAAGGUGAAAAUUUUAGCCAUUGAUUGCUUGCAUGUUUUAUUCAUCAGAAAUUAUGGUGAUGAAAAAGAAUUCCUUGAACUUAUUGCCCCUGUUUUCCAAUCAGAUGCCAUCAGUAUGCUUUUAAAUGUUUAUAGAUCAAUCAAGUUGGAUGCUGAUGAUGUCGAUGCUGAAGAGUAUUCAUUAUUGAAAAAAUUAGUUGAAUUAGGCGUUAGUCUUAGUUCAUACUUAGAACCGGUAACAUCCCCUUCAAAGCAUGUAUUCAAUCCUUACCCAUUACCAAAGGACUCUGAUAUUUCGGGAUACUUGAAAUUCAUUCUUGAGACAACUUGUAAUGAAAGUUUGAUAAUUAGUGGAUUAUCAACAAAUCUAUGGAUCACAAUUCUAAGAAUGGACCAUUUUUCAAAAGAAUAUCCUCAGAUUUAUGAAAUUCUUCCAAACUUAUUAGAAGUUGCCGCUAGCAAAUAUAUUCCAUAUGAAUGUCUCGAUGAAGAUCAUACUGUCCAGAAAUUCCUUCAAGUGGAUUUCGACUCCCAACCAGAUAGCAAUAAUUAUAUGAAUAACUACAAGAAAUCACUUGACGAUAUAAUCAGAAUUACUACUUGCAAAUUGCCAAAAGAAGCUAUUGAAUGGCUUGAAAAUAGAUUAUCAAUGUUUUUCAGCUCUGAAAUGGGUUCCAAGGUUUUAAAUGGCAAAAGAUUUAAAUACGAUAAUGGUGCUGAUGAAGCAUUUAUUUAUGGGGUAUCACAAUUGAACAUUAUUGAGGCGGUGAUUAAAGGCAUUAGCAGAUGGAGAUUAUGGUAUGAUAAAAGUAAGCCAGACAGGGAAGUAAAAGAGACCGAAUUACUUCAGCUUACUGAAAACUUAUUUAAUCAGUUAUUGCAAGUCCAAUUCCAAGAUCCACUUUUAUGCAAAAGACAAAUUCAAGCAUUAGCACAAUUUACUCCAUUGAUCAAACAAAAUACUAGCUUGAUUUUUAAUUUAUUGGAGAGGAUCUUUUCGUUUUUCACAAUUAAAUUCCCCUCCGAUGCAACCGAUGAACAAUUGGAACUCUAUAGAGACUUGAGAAGUUCUUUGGGAAAUGAAUUGAACAGGUUAGCAAUCAUGGCCCCUGAAAACUUUGUUGACAGAUUUUCCGAUUUAGAGAAUGUUGUCAAAGAAACUUUAACCAAUGGCGAUUUGUCAAGCCAUGAUUCUGUUUCCUUGAAAUCAUUCUUGUUAUUAGUUAGUUUGAAAGGUUUGCCAGUGGAUCAAAGAGAAGAGAAGUUUUCUUUAAUUGUUGAUAAUGAUUUGCAAGCUUGGAAUGAUCCUCAAACAAUCCAAGGUUUGAAUAACUUGCAUUGGUUCAUGGAAAGACUAGGGAUUGUGAAAAUUGCAAAUUAUUUUAAAAAUAGAGGAAUCACAGCAGGGACUAAUUUAAUUGAAACUCCGAUGGAUGAAGAAGGUAAGAGGUUAAGAAAUGAAUUAAAAAAACAGUGGGCGGAAGCUUUCCCAACAAGACAAACCAGGGUUUACAUGUUAUAUUCAAUUGAAAAAUUGCAACCUGGGUCGGCAGAAUUUGAAUUUGUCUUGAAUUUGUGGAAGCCAAGAAUUACUCCAAUUGUUUUGCAUGUUUUAAAAUUAAUCUGUCAAAUUCAAAAUUAUCAUGAUCCAAACAAAUGGAACGACUUACCAGUAGAGGUUCAAUCAUUUGUCAAGGUAAGUUGUACUGAGAGAUUUUGGCAUAUUGGAAUUUCAACGAAAUCAAAAGAUACCUAUGUUGAAGAAAAUGUGAAAGCGGCGUUGACUCUUAGAGAUUUUGCUGAUUCUGUUGGACAUAUUGUUAGAUACACUAGAGAAUAUGCGUUUUUAAUUAUUGGUUGUGCCUCACAGUUUGGUGACGUUAUGUACUCUAUCCCAGAUUUCUCACAAUUAUUAUGGAAUGCUGUUGCCGGAGAUACGGUAGGUGUGACUUUGCAUUCUUGGAAACAUAUGAUCCAAUCAUGUCUCAGACCAGUCAUUCAAAAUUGUCCUGUUGAGUAUGCUAACACCUUCUUGAUGGAAUUGUUAUCUUUAGCAUUACCGGCGCUUGAUGAGUUAUUGAAUGAAAAAUGGAGUAUUGUUAUGAGAAAUGGUAUCAAGAUUUCUAGCGAAGCAUCUGAUGAUGAAUUAUCCGACGAAAUGUUUUUUGAACAUCUCACUAGACAAGUGACGGCGUUAUGUACAAGGGUGUUGAUCGAUAUUGUGGGGCAAUUUUCUGUGAAAGGUCAAUUGAUUUUGAAUGGGAGACAAUCGCAAUUUAGAGCAGCAGUUAUAAAAAAUAAACCGGUAUUGGAGAAAGUGAUAAAGUUAGUUUAUGAUAUUUUGACUUUUAAGGACUCGCGAUGCUGUUACAAUAUGAUCUUGAUCAUGAGGGGUUUGUUAUCCGAAUUAUUAUUCAUGAAUGAAACUAUUGACCAGUGGUUAUGUGGGGAAAUUUUACCAUUAUUGGUAAAGUUUGUGACCGAUCCAUAUUAUCAUGAGAUGGCUGCCGAUAUUGCCUCUUUGAUCUGUGAAAUUUAUAUUCCAAUGAGAUCAAAAUACGAUGAGCCAAAAUUGGUACUACAAAAUAUUUGUGGGUUGAGCGACAGAUCCAUUGAUAAUAUGGAAAAAGUUUUGAGUAGUUGCCGGAGUGCGAAACAACAAAGAAACUUGAUGCAUCAAGUCAUUAUCAGUAAACAAAAUGAACAAUUCCAACAAGAACAAAGAAAAAGGGCCAUUAAUAGAAAAAAGAAAGCCACGGAAACAGACUUGAUGAAUAAAUCGUUGUCUGAAGAUCCCAAUGAAGGCGGGUUGUUGAAUAACUUGUUUAGCUAA
This is a messenger RNA of Saccharomycopsis crataegensis, 3774 nucleotides long. RefSeq names its product karyopherin MSN5 (gene MSN5). Gene Ontology annotation, molecular function: nuclear export signal receptor activity; RNA binding. Gene Ontology annotation, cellular component: cytoplasm; RNA nuclear export complex; nucleus. The record is from RefSeq and is a predicted model, not a curated record. The transcript has 2 exons. The coding region runs from base 1 to 3774 and encodes 1257 amino acids. Gene Ontology annotation, biological process: RNA export from nucleus; protein export from nucleus. NCBI's taxonomy places the organism in Eukaryota, Fungi, Ascomycota, Saccharomycetes, Ascoideales, Saccharomycopsidaceae.